CCGCCCGCGGCGCUCGGUGCCGGCAGGGCGCGCAGGGGGCGGGGGCCGCGGCUCGCCCCCCGCCGAUGAGCCGCCGCGGAGCGCGGGCGGACGAUGGAACUCCACAUCCUGGAGCACCGGCUGCAAGUUGCCAGCGUCGCCAAGGAGAGCAUCCCGCUCUUCACCUACGGCCUGAUCAAACUUGCCUUCCUGUCCUCCAAGACCAGGUGCAAGUUCUUCAGUCUGACCGAGACGCCCGAGGAUUACACCAUCAUUGUUGACGAGGAGGGCUUCUUAGAGCUGCCCUCCUCGGAGCACCUGAGCGUGGCAGGCGCCACCUGGCUGGCCCUGAACGUGGUGUCGGGCGGGGGUGGCUUCUCCGGCUCACAGCCCAUCGGCGUGACCAAGAUUGCCAAGUCAGUCAUCGCCCCGCUGGCCGACCAGAACAUCUCCGUGUUCAUGCUGUCUACCUACCAGACAGACUUCAUCCUGGUGCGUGAACGGGACCUGCCCUUCGUCACGCACACCUUGUCGUCAGAGUUCACCAUCCUGCGGGUCGUCAAUGGUGAGACGGUAGCAGCCGAGAACCUCGGCAUCACCAAUGGCUUCGUGAAACCCAAGAUGGUCCAGAGGCCUGUCAUCCACCCUCUGUCCAGCCCAAGCAACAGGUUCUGUGUCACCAGCCUGGACCCUGACACGCUGCCUGCGGUCGCCACACUCCUCAUGGACGUCAUGUUCUACUCCAACGGAGUGAAGGACCCCAUGGCCGCCGGUGAGGACUGCGGCCACAUCCGCUUCUUCUCCUUCUCCCUCAUUGAGGGCUACAUCUCCCUGGUGAUGGACGUGCAGACCCAGCAGAGGUUCCCUAGUAAUUUGUUGUUCACAAGUGCGUCCGGAGAGCUCUGGAAGAUGGUGCGGAUCGGAGGACAGCCCCUGGGAUUUGAUGAGUGUGGCAUCGUGGCCCAGAUCUCCGAGCCCCUGGCUGCCGCAGACAUCCCCGCCUACUACAUCAGUACUUUCAAGUUCGACCACGCGCUGGUACCAGAAGAAAACAUCAACGCCGUCAUCGGCGCCCUGAAAGUCAGCCAAGCAGAGAAGCAUUAGGAGGGCCUCUUCCACUCCUCCCUGUCUGCCCCCCCAGGCCUGGGCCAGGCCCCUCCCCCGAAGAUUCUUCUCACAGUAUUUCUCACGGACUGGAAAAUCGGCCCCGGGGGCCCCCAAGACAGGGCCUCAGGGAGACACCCCCUGAUUGCUCAGCCUGCCGGGCCUGGGGCCCAAGCCAAGGCCUCCCCAUGCCCUCCUGCCUUCCUGGAGCCCCCAGACCCUCCAGAGAACCCCCCCUCCCCCCAGCCGCUCCUCCUCCCCACCACCCCUACUCCAGAAAAUGAUGUCUGAGGCCCAGGGAGUUUGCGAGCCAACUGGCCUUCCCCUCUGGCCUGGCCCACGGCGGGGGGCAGGGGGGUGGGGGGCAGAUGCCGAAGGAAGCAGGCCCCUCCUACGAGACAAUGGGGUUCUGACUCUCGCGUCAUCCUGGGGAGCCGGCCGAGCGGAGCCGAGUUCACGGAGACCGGGGAGACCCCCGUGAGGACCUGAGGCUGGAUGUUGUGGCCGCUGGUCUCCCGUUCCGUCAGCUCCGGGCUGGUUCCCGCAGAGUGGAGGCCAGUGGGCGGCCCUCGGGUCACGCGCUGGGGAGGCUCCGACAAGCAGGGGUGGGGCCCUGAUCUGGGGAGGACCCAGGCCACCCAGAAUUUCACCUGCCAUCCACAGGGCCCGCGCCCCGACUCCCAGCAAGACUGCCAAGGGGGCCCUGUCCACACCCUCCCCGCCAUAAGCACUCACUCCUGGGGGUGGUUCCCAGGAGACCCACCAGCCUGGGGCAUGAGCUCCUGUCCCCGCUGCUUUCCCUGGACCCUCCUUGGGCAGGCGGAGCCUUGGUUUCCCCGAAGCGGGGGGCAUCCCCAGCAUUUUGGACCUGGGGUUUCUUGGGUCACCCCCACUCCCCAGCAGUUGACUAGACCAGCACAGGGCUCCCCGUUAUCCUGCCCCCUCCCCUGCCCCACUUUUGGGGGGAUGUGGAAGGCCUCUGCCCCCAACUCACCUGCCUGCCCGCCCCUCAGCUGGGGCCUGUGGCAUUCAUGAGUACUUGACCUGGGGGGGGCAGCUUAUCUGAGCCUUAAUAGAGAAAACCAUACAGUACGUUUUAGUUUCUUAUUUAAUGUAUUCGCGCCCAGGCUGUGGUCGGCGGCAGUUUCAGGGGACAAGGGACGACGCCUGCUGAGUUCUGUUGGGGGACCCAGAGGCUCAGGGUCCUUUGGCCGACGCCCUGUGGCUCCAGGGACAAGCGUGGGAGUCUGUAGGCGUCACAGAGGUGUUAGCCCUUUCUCUGGAGCAGGAAGCCGGCAGCAGAGGUGUGUGGCGAGAUAUAGGGGUUCCCGCGGGGUGCCCAGAGGCCACGGGGCAGGGGACAGCCAGGUGGCAGGCCGACCAGGGCGAAUGGGGGUGAGCCCCAAGGCGGCCCCUCCCUCCCUGGUGCUCCUUCUCAGGCGACAGCUGCCUUGCGCUGUCCCUGAGAGGCUCAGAGGAGAAAGGAGGGUCUCUCUGGUGAAGGGCUUGUGUGAGCCCCACUGCCCUGUUCUCCCAGCGUCGGGGGACCCUCUGAGCCCGGGAUACCCACCAGAUCCUUAAGGAUGCUCGGGGCCCAAGCACUGAUGAGGAACCCACUUUUUUUUUUUUUUAAGUUCAUUCAUGUUGCACAAAACUCUUAAAACAACCAAAACGUGUCCAUCUGUUUGCUGGCUCCAAAACGGGGUGGGGGGUGGCCGAGCGGGCAGGAAAGCACCUGAGACCCCGAGUCCCCUUUCUCUCCUUGGAAGGCCUUGAUUCUCCGUGGCGCGCCUCUCCAGACUCCUUCCCUGUCGGGUCCCCUGAUGAUGUCACUCCUCCACGCUCCCCACCCCCACCCCCACCCCGCCGAGCAAAUGUGUCGGCCCCGUGACCCCGGAAACGUGUGCUCCCCAGGCCCACCCCCCCCCAGGACGUAUCUAUUGUACACACUUAUAAAUACCUGUGUUUUAUGUUGAUAUAGAUAUAUACUGUAAAUAGCAUAUAUACUUGAGCAAUAUAUAUGUUAAUAUAUACUGUGUGAGCACACACGCGUGUGUGCACAGUACGUGGAUCACAGA
Messenger RNA from Prionailurus viverrinus (fishing cat), 3161 nucleotides. RefSeq names its product cytosolic arginine sensor for mTORC1 subunit 2 (gene CASTOR2). Gene Ontology annotation, cellular component: cytosol. The coding region runs from base 94 to 1083 and encodes 329 amino acids. Lineage: Eukaryota; Metazoa; Chordata; Mammalia; Carnivora; Felidae. The record is from RefSeq and is a predicted model, not a curated record. The transcript is spliced from 9 exons. Gene Ontology annotation, biological process: negative regulation of TORC1 signaling; cellular response to L-arginine.